Messenger RNA from Striga hermonthica, 1126 nucleotides. Lineage: Eukaryota; Viridiplantae; Streptophyta; Magnoliopsida; Lamiales; Orobanchaceae. The record is from the annotation of a GenBank genome assembly.
GAGACCCAUCAUUUUGGCGCCGUCUGUGGGAAGUUCUUGAAGGAAUUAAGAGCUUUACACCUAGCUUUGAUCUGUUCCCGAUGGCUGAGAAGGAAGGAGUGCAGAAAAACUUUAAUGAAGAUUUCAGGGCAACAUGGACUGACAAGCGACCUUCGCCGAUUCCCAACCCCAAGCCGCCGCUCCAAGUGUUCGGUUUCCCACUGUUUGGGGCACACGCGCCGUCAGGAGGGCGUAUGGGGGAGGAAACGCCUAUCACCCCACCAGGAGUCAAGAUCCCAGUGCUCACUCAAGGGGAGGCCAGUCACGUGAGGAACACGAGCGGAGAAGUCAAUGGUCGUGAGUCAACCGAGACGUUCCUAAAUCUAAGAAAGCAGCCUGGACCGCUCGAGUCAGGAAAGAGACCGCUGCCCCAAAUUGAGGAGCAAAUGUUAACCAUAACACAGAGCGAGAUGCAGAGGAUGAUAGCCGAAGCUGUAGCUGCCCAAAUCAAACAAACGCCAGUCGAGCAACCCAGAUCCUCUGUCAGAACUGUUAAUCCACAAGCCAGAAACGACACCCUAGAGCAGCUGUUAGAGCAGGUCCGAGACUUGCAGGCUCGAGUGGAAGGAAGAAAAACGGAAAGCUCGAGGGGACAUUCUUUUUCACAACAUAUUCUAGACGCCGACUUGCCUCAGUGGUUCUGGGAGCUCAACAUCUGGUAUGACGGGUCGACUGAUCCCUCUCGACAUCUAAGGAGUUCCGAAAACAUGGCAGUACUGCACCGUUAUAAAAACCCUGUUCAGUGUCGAGCGUUCCUGACGACCCUGCGAGGACCAGCGCAGGAUUGGUUUCAUCAAUUUCCCCCAGGAGCCGUCAGGGACUUUGACGGAUUUAGCUCAAGCUUUCUAAACCAGUUCGCAAGUGUAAAAGCCCAAGAAAAGUCUUACCUUACUCUGAUAGGCAUGCAACAGAAAGAAGGGGAAUCGUUGAGGGAUUAUGUGGCAAGGUACACACGGGCAUGCGUCGACGUCCCCUCGGCCACCAAGGAAAUCAAGUCAGGAGGGCUCACUCGAGGACUGCUCCCAGGGCUAUGCAGAAACUCCCUAGAAAAGCAACCCGGAAGGACGUUCGAUGAGGUGUUAGGAAG